Molecule: messenger RNA, 2145 nt
Organism: Thelazia callipaeda (thelaziosis nematode)
Lineage: Eukaryota; Metazoa; Nematoda; Chromadorea; Rhabditida; Thelaziidae
Source: the annotation of a GenBank genome assembly
AUGGGAGACGAUGAUUGGCCGUCACAACGAUUUCGGGAUCAUGUUAUCAGUCGUUUGGAACCCGAAUUAGCUAGAAACCGACAAAAUGCUCCAAAUUUACCAGUUCCCGGUGAUGCAAGACAGGUAGAAGAAUAUGUUUUCAACAAAUGUGUUAGCAAAGACGAAUACAUGCGUACGAUUGCUAAAGUUAUCAAUGCAAUCAACUGCAAUUCAAAAGCUGCAGCGGUGCCAUCUUUUCUCCAAACAUCACAUAUGCCUUCGACGACGCAAAACUAUCAGACAGUCCCCGGUUCCAGUAUACCUCCAGAUCCACAACCGACACAUCAGCAACAGCAGAGGAUUAUGGAAAGAUACCACGCUCCAUUACUUGGUCAACCACCACCAAUGAUCCACUCGCAGCAGUCAUCUCCAGGUGCAGUAUCAGUUUCUAAUGGUAGUAUGCUACCAGCACAAUCUGUUAUGCAACCAUCACCUGUUGCACAGUCAGGAGUUUCUCAGCAAUCACCUUACAAUAUGCUUUCUCCAGUUCCUUCUGUUCCUGGGCCACAAAGUAGCUCUCCGAGUCAUCAAAUGUAUAAUCAUGUAAAAAGUGAACCGAAAGGAAGCAAUGGUAUGCCUGGCACUGCCGAAGUUCCUCUAUCAGAUGCGAUGCCUCUGAACAUGUGGAAACGAGAAGCUUUUCCUUCUAAUAGCUAUUAUCUGGCGGGUACGUGUGGUGUUGUAAGUUCUGGUCAAUAUGUUGAACGCACCCAUUUAUCGGCUCCAUUUGGUACAUCUGUACCUUGUUCUCAAAAUCGAAAAGCCUCGCCACAACAACAACAGCCGUCAGUUUUAGAAAAUCUUAUCAAUUCUCCACAUUAUGGGUCACCGACUUUGUCGCCAGGGCAUUUAAAUGGUUCGGGUAAUCAAAACGUUGCUGAUGCACCAUCUGGAAAUGCAGUGCAGCCUAAUGAAGAGCGUUUAUAUACAGAAAAAUUACGAUCGUUAAGACCAUAUGCCGAAACUUUACGUGCUCGUGCACAACAGUGCUUAUUGGAAGGUAAUGAAGUCGUAGCAAGUAAAUUUGAUACAAUGUGCAACGUUCUUGAUGGGAAAUCACGGGUAUCAUAUGAAUAUCUUUUACAAAUAGAAGCAUGGAUCUACAAAAAACAAGAAUUUUUGCAGUUAUCGUUAAAUGUUGGACCAUCACAACCACAGCCGUUGGUUGAUGCUGUAAAUGCGGUAUUAUUAAAUACUGAAACACAAGCUGGCUACACAGAUCGUAUCCAAACGAAUACAGCAGUCCCGUCCGUAACUCAUUGGCCUUUGUCAGCUAGUCAGCCGCCACAACAUCAACAAACUUCGCAAAUAUUGCCCUCAAUGGUACCAUCUGUAGUAUCAAUUAGUUCGCUACAAGACACGAUGAUGCAAUCAUCAGUGCCUUUGCAAUCUACUUGUCAACAGCUAGCGCGGCAUUCGAUGGAGCACACUUAUCAGCGACAUGCACCUUAUCCUAAUCCAAAUGCUGCAGUAAGGUCUAGUUCACAGAUGCAGUCAAUCAUGCUGCAUCGUGGAUCAGUCAAAGUGCAACAAGCGAGAACACCAGCUGCUAGUUUGUCAAGCUUCUCAGAGUCAAGUCGUAUACCUACGAUUGAUUGCAGCGCAGUAGAUGAUCUUUAUGUAAUGGAUGAUUUCUUGCCAACUCCCAUUGAAGCAGUCACAAAUAGCACGUUGCCACAGAUGGAGAGCCAAUUACCGGAGGUGGUAUACCAGGAACUACUAGCUUUGGGAGAUCGUUUUGUAGCUGAUUCAAGUAUUGAAGAAAUACCGGACUCACAUUCUUUUAUCGUUAAAUUUACUUUAACCUCACACAAUGUGCCACCGUUACGACUAAUUAUUCCAAAGGCAUAUCCAAAUGGUGAAGUUCUAGUUGGCCGUGGUGCAUUGGAUUUAGUUAUUUCUCCAGAUUCGUUUUUCUUCGAUGACUUACAAAAUGUAGUACAUGAACGUCUGGCUCGUCCUGGUUUACGAACGGUGACUGAUUUUCUUGAAGUUUGGGAAUCAACGGUACGUGGUUACUAUAUGGGACAGCACCAACAGUCAUUAUUACCUAAUUCAUUUGAUGACAUCUUACAAAGUACGAAUUUCGGGGAUUUUCUGUCGUGA